Molecule: messenger RNA, 2496 nt
Organism: Bombyx mori (domestic silkworm)
Lineage: Eukaryota; Metazoa; Arthropoda; Insecta; Lepidoptera; Bombycidae
Product: protein bric-a-brac 1
Exons: 5
Coding region: 194-1042 (282 amino acids)
Biological process (GO): regulation of transcription by RNA polymerase II
Cellular component (GO): nucleus
Molecular function (GO): protein binding
Source: RefSeq, a predicted model, not a curated record
AAAUAAGAUCAGCUCCAGAAAUAGGCGGCCAACAGGUUUUCCAGGCGUACCGACUAAAAUAAAGUACCCUGGAUCUGUUAACAAUAUUAUUGUCUUGGACGGAGCGAACGGGACGCAGUGUGAGUGGAAAUCAGUUAACGCUUUGGCUUUAUUGGGUUUUUUUUUUGUUAUAUUUUAAACUUUAAUAUCGAUUAUGGAUGAGUACGAUGUCCAACAGUUCUGUUUGCGCUGGCACAAUCACCAGAACAAUGUCAUCGGAGCACUGAAUCGGAUGCUUCAGACCGGAGCCCUAACAGACGUGACCCUCAGCGCCAGCGGGACCAAUGUUAAGGCGCAUAGAAUCGUCCUGGCAUCGUGUAGCCAAUAUUUCGCGCAACUCUUUAAGGAGCUGGAAGGUGAUAACACUCUCGUGGUGGUCCUAGGAUGCGAGGCAGCGGAACUGAAGCUCCUCCUGACGUUCAUGUACACGGGAGAAGUGACUGCAUCCCGGCUGGUGCUGCCUUCAUUGCUCCGUCUCGCGCAGACGCUCAAGGUUUCUGGACUAACAGACGCCGAUACGAACUCAACACUAACUCCAACAGAGCCAGAGCCCCACGAAAAUUCAUCGCCUAUCAACUUGGAAGCGAAAAACGAAACACCAACGACAGAGAACUCAUUCUCGUUUGACACGCCGAUUAAAGACGCGAAAGAGGGAGAGGAGAUCGCCGAGAGCUUUGGCAGUACGAUGGAAAGGGAUAGACUGAGCAAACUGGAUCAAAUCGUUCAGAAUUUGUACAGAAUCAGUAGUAACCCGAGCGCAGCCCUUUUGACUAAUAAUGUUCCAGAAACAACAGAUUACGAAAAAAAAUGGCGUCUCACGAGUUCCGUGUGCGGUAUAUGUAACAAGAAACUGAGUAACCAAUACAACUUGAGGGUGCACAUGGAAACGCACGCAGGCCGACGUCACGCUUGCCGCGCGUGCUCCCACGUGUCGCGGUCUAGGGACGCAUUGCGGAAACACGUCGCUUAUAGGCACGCGCCACAGAAUAAACCUGAUAUGUAACUAGAAUUAUUGGCGCGAAGCCUGCGCAUUUUAGUAAACGCAAAACUAGUUUUGAAUGACGGCAUUAAAUAUUAUAAGUAUAUACAUUAAUCAACGUCCUACCUUACUCUUAAACCUUAGAAGAUAAAUGUCCAAAAUGGAAGUCAUAUUUUCGCAACACUAUUAAAUUUUAGUGUGAUUUAAGAAUGUUCUACAUUAUAAUAUCGAGGGAUGAAAGGCUAAAUAAGGCAACAUUUCGCUUAAUACACGACAUUUCUUUUUGUAAUUAAAGAUGCAUUUUAUUUGGUAUUAGUAUCAACAGUUCGAUGUUUUUUGAAUUGAACUAUAAUGAAGUUUAACUCAUUCAAAUAGCUUAAGUUUUUUUGUUAUGAUAUUUUUUCUAAAAUUUUAUCUUUAAAUUGUUCUCCUGGCCUUUCACCCCUCGAGUUAUAUUUCGUUGCCAGACAACUAUGGUUGUAAGUAUUCUUUUAUACAGCAUAUAAAUUGAAGAAAUUAUUUUUUAUCUGUGCAAAAAAAAACGCUGUUCCCUCCAAAUGCACUGUAUUACUUCAAAAGUUUGUAAAAAAAACGAUUUAUUAAAUAAUAUUUAAUUUUGUUGAUAUACUUGUUACAAAUUAUGAAAAGAAAAAUAACGCGUAUGUACUUUAAAAGACAUUAGUAUUUUACGUUUUUGUCUAUUAAACAUAAAUUAAUAUUUUAGCCCACCGAUAUUGUUUUUUGUUCACUUACGAGAAGACAUUUUUUGAAAAAAAAAACGUGUGCAAAAACUCUAAAUUUUGCAAUGUAUAUUUAUUUUAUAUAUAUUGGUAUUUAUUUAAGUAAUAUUGAUAUUAUGAGCAUCGAAAUUCAAAUGUAAUCCACGGUGGAAACCUUAAUACGUUGUUAAACUCGGUCAAUAAACACUCGUGUACAAUACGUCCAUAGACUAUCUUUUGAAACUUACUUACGCUUUGAAUGAACAAUCUCCUCUUGUUGAUGUGAGUUUGUUAAAAAUAAACUCAUUGACAGGAUCGAGAAAAUUUUAAAGUUACACAUACGUAACACGAAGAAUAUUUGUUCACUUAUUUAAACUUCUAUCCAGCGGCUUGUCGUUCCGAGCAGCGCGGGCGCAACUUAACCUAUAAUAACACGCAGGGUAUUACAUAAAAAAACGUUUUUAAAGUAGAUUUUUCAUCUGAAUCGUUUUCAAAGAUAUUUUAUUAAGCAUUUAGUGAAGCUAGAUUCCUUCUAAAAAACAAUUAUAAUGAAAUGAAAUUAAUGAAAUUGACAUUUGCAAGUGUCACUGUCAAACAAACGCGCAUCAUUCUAGUCAUUUAUUCAUUUUUACAUAUGAAUUUAUUGUAAAAAAAUUAUCAUGCAUCAUGUUAGUUAAUUUUGUGUUUCAUAUUUAUUAAGUUAAAGACAAGCAAAAAAGACAAUAUAUCUGUUGAUUUUAAUAAAACGAUUACUUGAAA